This is a messenger RNA of Brassica rapa (field mustard), 3016 nucleotides long. RefSeq lists its product as uncharacterized. The record is from RefSeq and is a predicted model, not a curated record. NCBI's taxonomy places the organism in Eukaryota, Viridiplantae, Streptophyta, Magnoliopsida, Brassicales, Brassicaceae.
CACCUAAACAAAUAUAGUAUAGAGAUGCAACCCCGUAUGGCUAGCUCAUAAGAAAUUUCUAUCAUAAACCGAGUUAAUGUUUCUAUUUAAAUAUAUUUCAAAGUGAAAAUUACAGAUUUACUAGGGAUUGGAUAUAAAAUUGUAUGUUGUUUAAAGCUGUACAAUAUAAAAAAUUAUGUAUUUAUGAUAAUUGAUAAUGGAAUCUUAGUUUAAUUGGUUUCGAUUUGGUUAUAGUUAGCAGCUCUUCAUUAGUUAGAAGUUAGGAGAAGAAUGAUAUUUUAUGUCAUGGCUACCAGAAUUAGAGGAUGCAACACAUAACUUCUAUUACAAGUUAUACUGCACAUUUUUUAAUUUUAUUGGAAAUCUUAUUAUGAUAAUUGAUAAGUCCGUUGAUGUCUUAAUAGAUGGGUUCAUCUAUCGAAAAAUAAACUUUGCAUAUUGAUUCAAAAUUCAAAUCAUGUGCAAGAGUUAUUCACUAGCACCAAAUGUUUAACAAUGUUAAACAAAUUGUGCAUUUAAAUUUGAUUAUUAGUUAACCAACUUUGUUUGAAAAAAUUAUGUGAGAGAAAAAGGAGAUCCAUACAUGUAGUUUGUUUAUACAAGUUUAUUUGGCACUUUUUUUUUUUGCUGAAAGUUUAUUUGGGACUUACCAUCAAAAUAAAUUUGAAUACUAAACACGGCAUAUAAACGAAAAUAACGUGACUUUAAAACACUGUUAGACAAAUUUAAAAACGUUAAUUGACAGGUAAUAACUGAAUAACAUUAUUACUUUCCCAAAUUUUUUUUUUUUUUUUUUUGAAACACUAUUACUUUCCCAAUUAGUCUCUCAUAUUAGUUAUUGAAGCUUUAAAUAGUAGGAAAAUCAAUUUAGGUUGAAUACACUAUUUUAAGAGAAAUUUUAUAAACAUUCACCUAAAACAGUUAAAUAAUAAAUAAAUGCAUUCAUAUUUCAGAAAAAAAUGAUAGAAAAUAAAUAUGUGUACAUAUUGGGAUACUUUUUAUAAAUGCUUUCCUUAAUCCUUAACUCUCUCGUGAGUCGCAACUAGCAACAAUUGACAGGUGAAAUUGUCGUAACGCCUUCUGCUAAAGCUGUCUUCUUCUUCCUUCUUUAUAUAUCUCUCUUUCGCACAAGCUUCUCUCUCUUCUCUUCUCUUCUCUUUGUGCUUGCUUUCCUCUGUUUGUUUCUCUCUCUGUUCUGUCUGUAUCUAUCCAAAUAUUUUUUCUAGAAGAAAAUCAUCAAAUGGAAUCAACUGAACUACAAAACAUAGAUUUCUUUAGCUCUUUUUCUGAGCACACAGCCCCAACUUUCUUCACUCCAACCACAAGCUCCCUCCGAUCCGACUCGGACCCGGAUUCACCAAAGCCACAAAACGAAGGUGAAGACGAGUACGUUGCAGAGUUGACUCGUCAGAUGACUAGCUAUAUGCUUCAGGACGAUGAAACGCAUCAGAAGUCUUGUGGUGGUGGCUCUGGCUCUGGCUCGCCGCAGUCGACUCUUUGGUCACCAUUCGCCUCAGGUUAUAGCAGCCCUGUCGGUCCUUCCCGAGAACCAUCACCGCCUUUAACGCCGGCCGUGCAAGCGACGGUGGAAAAGAGUCCUGUUAUAAUUCCUUUUCAAUCAAAACAAGCUCUCAUCGAUGAGCAGAUCCGAUCUGUUCAAGCUAACUUCCAGAAGAUCAAAAAGGAGAAAGACAAGGAACGAAAUGAUGAUGCAUUAAGACACAAAGAAAAAAGCUACCACAACCUACAGAGACCAAAGUCAGCCGUGAAGGCGGUGUUCGUUGACGGGUUGGGUUCGAGAGCCGGGUCGGGUGGAACUGGAGUGUUCUUGCCACGCAGUCAUGGUACUGUUAUGGAGUCUGGCAAGAAAUCAGUUUUAAAGAAGGUUACGUAUUAUAAUAGACAACAGAUAAAAAUAAAUAUGAAACGACGUCGUCGUCUAACUUUGAGAUUCCUACUUUGUUUUAUAGGGGUUGACAUAGUUAGGGGGGGGGGGGGAAUCUUGUGUCUAUACUAGAUUUAGUAAUUUCAUUAAAUUGUAACAAUAAACCACUGAAAACAUUAGAGUUAGUUUUAGCUUAAAUUUUAUCUUUAAAUUUAUAGUGCGUCAUUCUUUUUUUCUGUGGUCGACUAUCGAUUGCUUAGAUCUCAAUUAUUUAGGACCAAGAUAUAAUAAGAAUCUUUAUCUUACGUUGGUACAUUGUUUGACUGAGUAGAUUCCAGCUGCCAAAAAAAAAAGACUGAGUAGAUUCCAAAGAUUCCUUCUCACCAGUUAAACUCUUUUCUUGUAAAGUUGGUUUUUUUGUGGCCGAAUUAGCAGUUAUGCCCUUCAUAAAUAUCUUGCCUCUCUGCUUGUUGGUCCCCAUUGUUACUCUCUUUCCCUUUCAACAAAAUAAACCAUUUAGGUUGAAAAUCAUUAUCAUUCAUUUUGUUUUCUUGAAACCCCAGUUGUUUCAUUCGAUAGUGGAUUAUAAUCUACGAUAACCUAGAUAAUUAUUCGUCUUGUGAUUCUUUGUUAUGUCAUUAUUCGAUCAUUGAGUCAUUGACAAUACCCAAUGCUAUAACUGAAUAACAUAGUGUACUGUUUUCUUCUAAAUAUAGUACUAUAUUCGAGUUCGUACUUAAAUAGCUAGGCACUUAAAGUUGUAAGUCGCACACCAGCAGCAUGUAUUACACCAACCAUGAUUUUUUUAUUUCAUUUUCUUUUGGUUUUGAAAUUGAAUCGGUGGUCCUAGUGAUCUAGGAGUCGGUGGAUUUGUAAAUUAUUGCAUUUCAACUCUUAACCGUUACCCAAUCAAGGUGUCGGUGGACUUGUCAACAAAUAUCGUCUUCCUUUCUUAAUAAAUACUAUAAAAUUCCUUUCGGCAUCAUUUGAUUUAAUGUGGCUUAGAUAUUGGUGGUAGGUGGUGACACUUUAGAUGAUAUUGUGUUGUUGGUAUUAAGAUUUGUUGUCGUUCUAUGAAAUUAAUGUCUCAACCAAACAGUUUACUGAAAGUUUGACUUUUGUUCUUGAAAA